AUGGAGAAGCGGACACUGGUUGAUGUACGGAGCAUUAUGUUGGACCAGGCACAGCACAGCUACUCGCUGCUGAGCGCGCCGCUGCACAUCCAGAUGCAGUACGCCGUGCUGGAGACGGUUGCCGAUCCCAAGUGGGCGGUCGAAUUCGAAGCCGACAUUGCAUACAAAUGCGUUUCUGUGUCUUUGAUUCCUUCCACUGCAUGCUCUGCUGUUGCAACGGCCAGCGACGGCUCCUCCUUCUUGCGUCACACAGCGUCCGACGGCGCCACGGCACUGCAGCCGGGCGCAUGUUACCAGCUAGACGUGCAUCUCGCGGAGCUUGACUUGUCUAUGGUGGAAGAGAAGUAUUUGUUGCAGGUUGGCGUGCUCCGUCUGGCUUUGUUGUCGGGGAGCACAAGCGUGGCGGCGGUAAAUCUUGUUAUGCAGACUAAACGAAACGAGCAAAAUGAGCUGAUGCGUAUUAUCAUGAGUCCGCUGGAAUAA
Molecule: messenger RNA, 483 nt
Organism: Trypanosoma grayi
Lineage: Eukaryota; Euglenozoa; Kinetoplastea; Trypanosomatida; Trypanosomatidae
Exons: 1
Coding region: 1-483 (160 amino acids)
Source: RefSeq, a predicted model, not a curated record